Molecule: messenger RNA, 714 nt
Organism: Thecamonas trahens ATCC 50062
Lineage: Eukaryota; Apusomonadida; Apusomonadidae
Exons: 3
Coding region: 1-714 (237 amino acids)
Source: RefSeq, a predicted model, not a curated record
AUGUCUGGCGCCUCGCUCGCGGACAAGAUCCGACAGGCGUACUACGAUGGCAGCGCGACGCCCAAGCCGAGCGAGAAGGAGCUGGACGAGGCCAUGUCGUUCUUCAUGGCUGCCAGCAGCGGGCUGGACAAGGGCCGGGGCAAGGCCAAGCGGCAUUACUACGCCACGGUCAUCGACGUCUGCGGCGGUCACGGCAUGCUCGGCAUGCUCUUUGUCCUCUACGCCCGUGCCUCUUCCGCCAUCAUCCUCGAUCGCAAGCUCCCGCUAUCCUUUGCUGCCAUGGCCUCCAACUGGGCCCCCGCCACCCUUCGCUUCGUCAUCACCGACGUCCGCGACGGCCUCGAGAGCACCCUCGCCGACGCGGCACGCUCCGCCACCACCGCCACCACUCCCUCCUCGCCUCGCGUGCUGGUGGUCGGCUGUCACGCGUGCGGCUAUCUCACCGACUACGUGCUCGACAUGGCGACGGCGGCAGGGAUGGACCCACCGGGUGGUGGCCACCGACUCGGCGGCUGCCCAUCGCCUCCUCGGCACACGCAUCCAUCAUGCUGCCACUGCUACGGGCAUCGACUUUCCGUCGCCCUCGACAUGGCUCGCAUGGGCCGCCUCGCUGCUCUCCCGGGCUACGACGUCCUCCUCCGCACUAUGGACCCGUCCAUCACCCCGCAGAAUCGCAUCCUCAUCGCCAAGGCCUCCCCUCCCCCCGCAAAGUGA